Molecule: messenger RNA, 1567 nt
Organism: Cyclopterus lumpus (lumpfish)
Lineage: Eukaryota; Metazoa; Chordata; Actinopteri; Perciformes; Cyclopteridae
Exons: 5
Coding region: 102-899 (265 amino acids)
Biological process (GO): generation of catalytic spliceosome for second transesterification step
Source: RefSeq, a predicted model, not a curated record
GUGCGUCACGUGACAUUGUGUUCGUUUGAGCCGCUGCGGUCUCUUUCUCUCUGUCUCUCCCCCUUUCUCUCCCUCUCUCUCUCGUCUAUCUCACGUUUUAAAUGGCACGAAACGCGGAGAAGCAGCAGGGGAAGCUGAACAGACUGUGGCUCCAGAAAGAGAGAGACGAGGGACGCCUCAAGGACGUUCAUGAGCGGAGACCCAAGCUGUCUACUCUUAAUUCCGCCGCCUCUCUGAAAAAGUGGAUCCCCAGCAUCAAGAAGGAAAUAGAGUAUUAUUUACAGCAAUCGCAGCUGUCUCAUUACCCGGAGAGGAAGAUCGCCGAGUUCCAGCUGCGCAUGGAGGCCUUGGAACGAGAGUACAAGAGGUUCACCACCAAGCUGCGAGUGGUGGACCCGGCCUGCAAACACAAGCCCUGGACGCCGCGAGCGUACUGCAAGAAGUCCCCGGGCAUCGUGACACCCCCUCGGCCCCGUGAGUCACAUGACGGGAGCGGUCAGCUGAGCGACUCGGCCGGCGGCGGGACAGGAUGUCACAAACCCUCGUCGGACCCCGGGAGAAAGCCGCCUCUCGGGGUUCAAACCCUCGUCCCCGCCGACCCAAACUCAGAGGCCGCCUGUGCAGACCAAGACCGGCCCCUCACCUUUGAUCACGCGAGGCUGGCGGUGGCCGCCGCCGCGUUCAGGGGGCCGCCGCCGCCGCGAGGCUCCGCCCAGACACGCAGCCUCGCCCGGGUUCUGCACUCCGGCCUGCCGAACCUGAGUAACGCCGCGGCGAGGCUGACGAUUUUAGGGUCCGCGGUUGCACAGAAAGGCGCCGCCGAGGACCGCGAGGAGAGGACGGGUCACGUCCUGGGACUGGACUGUUACUCUUCGUCCGAUGAGGAGCGCGACACGUGAUUGAUGCUCCGCACUCGUUCAAAAGGGCGUCCCGAGCGGCGUCGUAUGGAAAGUUUUCUAUUAGACAAUAUCUAGUUUGUAAAGAAAUUAAGAAAAGCAGAUUAUUACACACACACACACACACACACACACACACACGCGCGCGCGCGCUCAUCUGGACACAUUAACAAGAUACCGCAGCAGCCAUUUGCUUUAAUGAAAGAAGAAAGACAAACGUCCCCCUUUCCCUUCUGGACACACACAAGACCUGCUUAAAGGGAAAUGCGUGCAAGAAGAUGCAUGAGAAAUGUGAUUCAUAUCAGGUCGACGACUUCAUCGUAAUUCUCAGGCGCUUCUCCAUUUGCGCAAUCAGUCAUCGCCGUCUGCACUGCAACAGCAGCGCCGAAGACGACCUGGUUAACCCCCCCACGGGUCCUCCUCCCACCUAACCCACCCUGUGCCGCUGCUGCUGCUUCUGGGAAACCGACUCGUCAGCGUGUGCCCUGCAGGCGCCACAGUGCCGUUUAUGGUCUUGACGUGGUUACACCGUCUUAGCUGGAGCUCUGCGUGCACACACACGCCGCACGGUGGGUUUCCCUUCGGCCUGUGCAGGGGCCCCUGAGAGAGGAAAUGAAACCUUCUUUUUGCUUAUUAUUAUUAAAGCCCACUAAAUGGUGCUAAUAAAUAUA